Molecule: messenger RNA, 2683 nt
Organism: Conger conger (European conger)
Lineage: Eukaryota; Metazoa; Chordata; Actinopteri; Anguilliformes; Congridae
Gene: lmnb1
Product: lamin B1
Exons: 11
Coding region: 371-2137 (588 amino acids)
Source: RefSeq, a predicted model, not a curated record
UUCUUUCAUUCGGUUGGGAGACAAAGUGGAGGGACGCUUCUAGGAGCUUUGCGGCUUUCUUAUCUUUUCUUUCCGUUUUUCCUAGCUUGUCGUUGCUAGCUUUGCGAUAUUUUAUCCGGGGCGUCGCUUUUCGUCCAACUCACUUGUUGAACGAAUCCCCCCCCACUUCUGCGCCGAGGUAUCCUAGAUAUAUUUAGCUAACAAGCGUCUCAUCUUACCGAACAACAUUCAUCCUGCCCUUGCAUUAAUUUCCCUGCUUCUAGCAAGAGAGGGAGUUUUAAAUUAUUGCAUAUUCCGUUUUCUUACCGGCAUUGCAAUUCUAGGAAUAGAUAGCAUUUCGUUGCUUUAAAUUGAUCAUUUUUUCGUUAUAAUGGCGACGGCAACUUCGACUCCGGCCGGGCAAAGAAUGAGCACCCGCACCAGCGCCGCUGGCACUCCUCUGAGCCCCACGCGGAUCUCCCGGCUGCAGGAAAAAGAGGAGCUUUGCAACCUGAACGACCGGCUGGCCACUUACAUCGACAAGGUGCGCAGCCUGGAGUCGGAGAACAGCGUCCUGCACCUGCAGAUCUCCGAGAAGGAAGAGGUGCGGGGCCGCGAGGUCACCGGCUUAAAAUCCCUGUACGAAACCGAGCUAGCAGACACCCGAAAGUCUCUCGAUGACACCGCCAAGGAGCGCGCGCGGCUCCAGAUAGAAUUGGGGAAACUGCGGUCCGAGCACGACCAGCUACUGCAAAACUGUGCGAAGAAGGAUGCGGAUCUUUCCGGAACGCAGGCCCGGCUGAAGGACAUGGAGGCGUCGCUCAACAGCAAGGAGGCGGCUCUGGCCACCGCUCUGUCUGAGAAGAGCUCUCUGGAGGCCAGCCUGGCAGACCUGCAGGACCACCUGUCCGAGCUGGACGCGGGGCUGGUCUCGGCGAAGAAGCAGCUGGGGGAGGAGACGCUCAUGCGUGUGGACCUGGAGAACCGCUGCCAGAGCCUGAGCGAGGAGCUCGAGUUCCGCAAGAACAUGUUCGAGGAGGAGAUUAAGGAUGUCCGGCGUAGGCACGAGACCCCGGCUGGUGGAGGUGGACUCGGGCGGCAGGUGGAGUACGAGUUCAGACUGGCCCAGGCCCUGACCGACAUGAGGCAGCAGCACGAUGAGCAGGUCAAACUCUACAAGGAGGAGAUGGAGCAGACCUACUCCGCCAAGCUGGAGAACGCGCGCCUGGCCUCCGAGAUGAACAACUCCUCCGCCGGGAUGGCCCGAGAGGAGCUCCGGGAGUCCCGACUCCGAGUGGAGAGCCUGGCCGCCCAGCUCGCCAGCCUGCAGAAGGAGACCCGCGGCUGGCAGGACCGGAUCUCGGAGCUGGAGGCGGCGCUGGCCCAGGAGCGGGACUGCAGCCGGCGCUCGCUGGCGGAGAAGGAGCGCGAGAUCGCAGAGAUCCGCGCCAAGAUGCAGCUGCAGCUGGACGAAUACGAACAGCUCCUGGAUGUGAAGCUGGCCCUCGACAUGGAGAUCAACGCCUACAGGAAGCUGCUGGAGGGAGAGGAGGAGAGGCUGCAGCUCUCCCCCAGCCCCUCCUCGCGGGUGACGGUGUCCCGGGCCUCGUCCAGCCGCAGUGUGCGUGUGGCGCGGGGGAAGCGUAAGCGUGUGGACGUGGAGGAGUCUGAGGCCAGCAGCAGCGUCAGCAUCGCCCACUGCGCCUCCGCCACCGGCAACGUCAGCAUCCACCAGCUGGACGUGGACGGCAAGUUCAUCUGCCUGCACAACACGUCUGACCAGGAUCAGCCAAUGGGAGGCUUUGAGAUGACCCGGACCAUCGGGGACGUCUCCGCCACCUACAAGUUCACCCCGAAAUACCUGCUGAGGGCGGGGCAGAAAGUCACGGUCUGGGCCUCCAACGCGGGCGUGAGCUCCAGCCCCCCCACUGACCUGAUCUGGAAGGGCCAGAGCUCCUGGGGAUCGGGAGAGGACGUCCAGGUGCUGCUGCUCAACCCCCAGGGAGAGGAAGUGGCUCAGAGGAGCACUGUGUUCAAGACCAUAACAGAGGAGGAGGAGAUGGGAGAUGAAGAGGAGGAUGAGGGAGUGGAGGUCAUUGAGGAAGAGGCCUUCCAGCAGGGAGACCGCUCAACUAAACGAGGCUGUUCCAUUAUGUGAUUGAGGGGACCCUCCACCCCCCACCCCCCAACUACACCCCCCGUACCCCAAUCUACCAGUUUUUGGCUGCCAACUCAGAACUACUCAGAACUAUUUUUGUAUUUUAAAUUUCUGUUUGUAUUUUAAGCAACUGGUGUGAAUCAAUUUUGUUUUUUCUUUAGUUUUUUUUUUUAACAGUUUAAAAUGCAGGUGAUUUUUUUUGUAAACCACUUUUGGUAAACAUUUUGUGAAAUCAAACAUUACUGUCUUUUUAUUUUAUGAUUCUCGUGUGAAUGGGAGGGUCAUGUUUUAGUAGCAGGGAGGCUUAGGCCACGCCCCCUGUGGUGUUGGCCACGCCUCUUCCUGAUGCUUUGGUGCUUUUCCAUAUACUACAUCGGUAUCCUGAUUUUAUUUUAUUUUUAAAAUAGCAUUUUGAAUAAAAACUUCUUUAUAGUAGGCAUUUUAUAGCAGGUUAUUUUUCUUCUGAAGAUUAGUUUAGAUGACGGUGUUGGAAUUUUAGAUGAUACUUUUAUGUAAAAUGAACAAUAAAGUUUCAAAUUUGAAUAA